Messenger RNA from Serpula lacrymans var. lacrymans S7.9, 306 nucleotides. RefSeq lists its product as uncharacterized. The transcript is spliced from 2 exons. The record is from RefSeq and is a predicted model, not a curated record. Lineage: Eukaryota; Fungi; Basidiomycota; Agaricomycetes; Boletales; Serpulaceae. Bases 1 to 306 code for a protein of 101 amino acids.
AUGGCUGGACCCUCAAAGCUUCCUGAUGAAGAUGAUAAGGAGCGUAUUGAGGUACCCCACCCUACUGCAGGCAAGGUAAUUAGGAUGGAUAAAACGGUAUAUGAGAGAUGGAAAAGAGAAUUUGGAGCUGAGAAUAUGGAUGGUGAUAUGGAUAUGGACUCAGAUAAGUCAGAUGGAUCAGGGAACAUUUUUGCACCCUUUGCAUCAGAGCUGGACUGGAGGGUUGCUUGCUGGGCUGUACAGGAUGGAAUAGGCCAUAAAUUAUUUGAUAGAUUAAUGGCAAUACCAGGGGUGGCGGAUAAAUAA